GAUUUAUUAACUAAAAAUUAUACUUGGUUAAAAUUUCCUUGUAAGAAUGGUGAUUAUAUAUUAUUUGGUGGAGAAAAUAAUCUUCAAGUCCUUAAUGCAGAUAAACUAACAAAUAAAAUAUCUGAGACAUCAAAUCUAAAUUCAACAGCCUUUAUUCAACAUGGAUUUGAAAUUGCAUCUGAAGAAAUUACAUUAACACCAUCUGAAACACAGACAUUAUUAAUCAAUUAUACAAAGUUACAAAACCAAGUAUAUCAAGAAAGAAGAAAAGUAAAACGUGCAAAGACUACAAAUGUUAUAAUACGUUGGAACAAUCGUUUAAAACAGCUACAAGCUAAAAUUAAUAAAAGUAAAAAUAAAGAAUUAUUAGAACAAUGGUUAAAUCAAGCUAAAAAAACAACAAAUAUUGGAUCUACUAUACUUAUAAAUACAGACCA
Molecule: messenger RNA, 437 nt
Organism: Racocetra fulgida
Lineage: Eukaryota; Fungi; Glomeromycota; Glomeromycetes; Diversisporales; Gigasporaceae
Source: the annotation of a GenBank genome assembly